Molecule: messenger RNA, 3488 nt
Organism: Priapulus caudatus
Lineage: Eukaryota; Metazoa; Priapulida; Priapulimorpha; Priapulimorphida; Priapulidae
Exons: 4
Coding region: 188-3313 (1041 amino acids)
Source: RefSeq, a predicted model, not a curated record
ACGAGAAAUAAAGAUAGAAAGAAAGAGCGAGGGAGAGAUAGAGAGCGACGGAGAGAGCGAGGGAGAGAGCGGGAGAGAGAGCGCCCGCGCUCGAGCGCUGGCGAGCGAAACUUCGUGUAGUGGCCGUGGGGCAGUUUACACAGCUACCGUGUUAGUCAGGAUACCCGCUACAGUUCCACGAACAGAGAUGAAGAAUCAAAUGAAGUAUAGCGCCGGCAUCAUCGCCUGCCUCAUGAUACUAACCGUUCUACUUGUAACGAAUAACUACAAAUACCUCGUCGAUAAUGCUACUCGGCGACCGAUCGUUGCCAUGGACCGGGAGACUGAACCACCACGCCAAGCGAAUUACCUAGCAGGCAGAACCACAGCGCAGCAAUGGUCCAUGCUAAAGGCGGAAGCGAUGCGCAGCCUAAAACUACCGUCGCUGCCGAGAGAUGGCGACACUAGCGAACCGGGAGCCACCGUGACCGUCCCCGAAGAACUCCUGCGUCAGAUCGCCAACAAAACGGACGAGGAUCUAGGCGACCUCGACGCGACCAGCGAGCGCUCCUACGCAUAUUACCGCAAACUCGCGAUCCGGCGUCCGAUGCCGCCAACCGCACACGAUACGUUACGAUACGGGGUCGACCGAUACGCUAGCAUCGUGCGCGUUACUCCCCGGGUGUCCGCCUCCGCCGUCGCCGACGGUAGCGGCACGCGAGCGAGAUCGAGAUACAACGGCGGCGUGCCCAACUACCUCAACUACGCCGUGCAGGUACGCGACGACAAUCGCUCCCUCCGUCCGUCGGCGAGUAAACGCGACGGACAAAAGAGAGUCGCGUUCUUCUUCAACGAGACGCAGCGACGCGACGUCGUCAAUGCGUCGGCGGCGAGCAGAUUCAGUCUCCAGCGACUGAACGUCGGCUCGUCGGGGUCAAACAAAGGUCGCGUGCUGAUGAACGCCGACGUGACUGCCGCUGCGCAUGCGCAGCAUGUCGAUGCUGACCGACGGAAGUCGGCGGACGCGCUGCGGAUGGCUGACCCGGAUGUUCAUUCGGAGCGAUGGGUCGUCGUGACGUCGAUUAAUCGUCCCACGAAGGAUAUUAGCAGACUGGCGUCGAUGCCCGAUUGGAAGGUGGUCAUUGUCGGAGACAAGAAAACGCCGGCAAACUGGAGUCACCCGAACUGCAUCUAUUUGAGCCCAGAGCGACAAAAAUCGUUAGGUUAUGGAAUAUUAGAGAGGCUCCCGUGGAAACAGUUAUUCCCGAAAGAAGGCGGAUAUCUCUAUGCAAUACAGCAUGGUGCCAAAUUUAUAUUCGACACCGACGACGACAACCACCCGACGGACAACCUGGCGAGCUUCGUAUACGAACCACGUAUGACGGGACUAGUCGCCGGACAGGAUAAAGGUGGUAGCGCGUCUAGCUUCACUAAUCCGUACGCACACUUCGGACAGCCGACGAUCUGGCCGCGAGGGUAUCCGUUAAAUAAAAUCGGAUUGAGCCGAACGCCGAAAUACGUCGUCUGCGAGUUUAAGACGCCCGCCAUCCAGCAGGGAAUCGUCAACGGAGACCCGGAUGUAGACGCCAUGUUUAGAUUGACGCGGAAGAACGUCGGCGAACGUUUGAACUUAACGUUCGACGGAACAGCGCCGCCCGUUGUUCUCUCUCCCGGCACGUUCUCGCCGUUCAAUUCGCAGAACACGUUGUUCCACCGCGCGGCGUUCUGGGGCCUUCUGCUUCCCGUCACGACCACAUCGCGAGUGUGCGACAUCUGGCGGGGAUACUCGACGCAGAGACUUCUGUGGGAAACCGGCGGCCAUCUUGCUUUCUUCGGACCGACGAGCUUCCAGCACCGGAACUCGCAUUCGUACAUGACCGACGCCGCCGACGAAAAUGAUCUCUACCACAGAAGCAAUCAACUUGUCGAUCUUCUGCGACACUACCGCUGCACGGCCGACGAUCUGUACGCCUGCAUGAUCGAGCUUACAGACGAGAUGGUGCGACACGAUCUACUGCAGAUAGAAGACGCUCUGCUAGCGAGAGCUUGGAUAGACGAUCUCAGACGUGUCGGCUACACGCCACCUGCCACGCUGCGCAAAGCCGCCGCCGCAGCAGCCGCCGCCGACGACAACGACGACGAGAAGGAGGCGGUGUUGGCUACGCUGCGCAGAGGAGGAAACGACGACGAGGAGGCGGUGUUCGCACGCACCUGCUCGCACGAGGAGAUCAACGGAGCCGAGCUGCAGUUCGAACCGAUCCCGCAGCCGACGUCGCUCGUGCACGCGCCGACGCCGACGAGAGUUCUUCAGAACGAGGCCGCGAUCGCAGCGCUACAGCGCGACAUCUGCCCGACAUUCGUACGACGGCCGUUGUCUGCUGCGUCGUCGGCUGCGGUGUCGUCGGCGGCUACGGCGUCGGCGACGGAUUUACUCUUCGACGACAUCUUACUCGUCGUGCUCUUCAAUGACAAUCACGCCGACGUCAUACCGCUUCUCGAGGUCAUGUACCGGCCAAACUUCCCGAACAUUCUCUAUUGUGGUGAGUUCCUACCGGACACACACAACCGCACGGUCUUCGGCGACGUAAAAUACUCGUUCUACGCAAUCCCGAACAUCGGACCACACGGCCAUUACGGCUACGAAUGCAUGAUGGGCGCCGUGCGCAUGCGCUACAACGUCUCCGGAUACCUGCUCAUCAACGACGACGUGCGAAUGAACAUUCGGCAGUGGGCCAACUUCAAUAGGUCGGCGAUGAUCUUCGAGGAUGCGUCGCGACAGGUCGCCGACGUGCGGCUGGGGAAGUUGUGUCGCUGGCAUGCGAACGACGACACGUGCGACAUAUCGCACAAGCAUAAGUGGCUGCGAAUCUAUCGUAAGCAGUUAACCCGAACGCUCGAUCGCUUGAAAUCGGCGCCGUCGACAAGCGUGCUUAACCGCUGCUACCGCAACCUCGUCGCGCUGAACAAAGGAGAGUACCGAGUCAACUACAAAGUAUCCGACGUCUACUACAUCCCGCGGCGGCUCGCCGACGACUUUGCCGCGCUGGCGACCGUGUUUAGAGACGAGGUGGUGUUCGUAGGUCUCGCCGUACCGACGAUCAUGCGCUGCCUGGACGAGCGGGAAAGCUUACAGAAGGUGAAGCAUAUGUUUUUGUGGGGGCCGAAUAGAACAGACGACGCUCCGUGGACUCGCUGGGAGGAGAGUCUUCGCUAUCACGCGUUUCAUCCGUAUAAACUCAGCUCGCUGCUCGCGAGGGACCCGUUACAGAUUCAACAUUUCUGCACGCAGGUCCUUCCUGAGUUUGCCAGCUGCCGGCCUGCGUAUUGGCCUUAAUAGUUUCACGGACGAAUCUGCGCCUAUUUUUAAUCGGGACACCGAUCUUAUGCAUACGAACGAAAUCGGGUUGCUGUAAGAGGCAUAUAACAGUAAGCUUAUAUGCACUAUUUCGUCUGUAGAAAAGGCCUUUUUUGGCAUUUUUUUUCGCCGAAAUUCGGCACUAGAGUGCAAU